UACGUACUUCUAUAUAUGUCUUGUCGAAUUCCUCAUAUUUCUUCAUCACAUCAAACUUCCCGAAUGGAUUACUUUAACUCCCAGCAGGCCAGGAAAAGCCUACUCAAGUGCCACAACAAGCGGCUCACUCAGGAUCAAGUCCGGCUCCUGGAGAUCAGCUUCAAGGCUAACAGCAAGCUGGACCCGGACCGGAAGUCGCAGCUGGCUCAGGAGCUGGGGCUGCCGCCGCGCCAGGUGGCGAUAUGGUACCAGAACAAGCGGGCGCGCUGGAAGAGCCAGAGCCUGGAGGUGGACCACAAGGCCAUGCAGCAGCGGCUCAGCGGCGUGGUGGCGGACAACGAGCGGCUCGGGAAGGAGGUUCAGCGGCUCAGGGAGGAGCUGAGCCGGACGCAGGAAAUGCUCUUCUCGCUCAACGCCGCGGCUUACUCGUCUCUCUCCAGCUCCGGCGAUGAAGUCGGGAGCUGCUCCGAUUUGCUGCAUGAUUCCAAGGAGCUUUAUGCUUGUCUGAUUGAUGAUCAUGAAGGGCAGAUUGGGAAAUCCGCUGAUGCCCACAACUUCUUUCGUCUAGCGUAGCUGGCCGUACGGAUAGCUUGGUUCUGUUCGGUCCACACGGGUAGCUCAGUUAGUUCUGUUCGGUCCGUAUGGACAGCUCAGUUGAUUCUGUUCGGUUCAUGGUAGCUUAGAAGCUUGUACCAUACAUGCAGUGUGAUGGGCUAAUUGCUUUUAUUUUAUUUUAAUUUACCAUCAAAUUAAAGUGUCACUUUUCUUAUCUUUUUACGUCUUGACGUUAUGGGAUAAGAUUGAAUAUAAUGGAACAGUCUUUCAAAAGAUUAUUAUAUGUCCA
Ipomoea triloba (trilobed morning glory) is the source of this 844-nucleotide messenger RNA. RefSeq names its product homeobox-leucine zipper protein ATHB-52-like. Gene Ontology annotation, biological process: positive regulation of DNA-templated transcription. Gene Ontology annotation, cellular component: nucleus. NCBI's taxonomy places the organism in Eukaryota, Viridiplantae, Streptophyta, Magnoliopsida, Solanales, Convolvulaceae. Bases 16 to 573 code for a protein of 185 amino acids. The transcript has a single exon. Gene Ontology annotation, molecular function: DNA-binding transcription factor activity, RNA polymerase II-specific; sequence-specific DNA binding. The record is from RefSeq and is a predicted model, not a curated record.